This is a messenger RNA of Tripterygium wilfordii, 1608 nucleotides long. RefSeq names its product KIN17-like protein. Lineage: Eukaryota; Viridiplantae; Streptophyta; Magnoliopsida; Celastrales; Celastraceae. The transcript has a single exon. Gene Ontology annotation, biological process: DNA damage response; DNA replication. The coding region runs from base 130 to 1311 and encodes 393 amino acids. The record is from RefSeq and is a predicted model, not a curated record. Gene Ontology annotation, molecular function: double-stranded DNA binding. Gene Ontology annotation, cellular component: nucleus.
AUAAAGAAGGCAGGCCACAAUAGCCGCAAUAUUCACCUCCACCGCCCUUCAUCGAGAGCCGAUACGGUGAUUCUAUCGCCUUACAUCUCUUCUCCGAUCGCUGCUGAGAUUCCUCUCCCGGUCAAUUGAAUGGGGAAAAACGAAUUUUUGACCCCGAAAGCGAUUGCGAACCGGAUCAAGGCGAAAGGCCUCCAAAAGCUUCGAUGGUACUGCCAGAUGUGCCAGAAGCAAUGCCGAGACGAGAACGGGUUCAAGUGCCACUGCAUGAGCGAGAGUCACCAGCGCCAGAUGCAGAUAUUCGGUCAGAAUCCGAACCGGAUCGUGGAUGGAUACUCCGAGGAGUUCGAGCAAUCCUUUCUUGACCUAAUGCGUUGCUCCCAUCGUUUCAGCCGUGUGGCUGCAACCGUCGUCUACAACGAGUACAUCCAUGAUCGCAACCAUGUCCACAUGAACUCCACCCAGUGGGCCACCCUAACCGAGUUCGUCAAGUACCUCGGCCGCACCGGCAAGUGCAAGGUCGAUGAGACCCCCAAAGGUUGGUUCAUCUCCUACAUUGAUUGCGAUUCGGAGACAAUUUUCAAGGAGAAGAUGAAGAACAAGAGGGCUAGAGCGGAUAUUGUGGAGGAGGAAAAGCACGAGAGGGAGAUAAAGAAGCAGAUUGAGAAAGUAGAGCAGAUGAUGCCCAUGAACAAUAGCAACCAAGAGGAUGAGCCUAGAAUACAAGUUAAGUUAGAAAGUGGAGCCAAGAUUGGAUUUUCGCUUGGGGCAUCAGCAAAGAAUGGUAAAGAGGGCGGUAAAGGAAAAGGAGAGAACUUUGGUAAAUUGGGUUUUGAAGAAAUUGAGGAUAAUGAGAAGGAAAAGAAAAGGAGGAAGGAGGAGAAAUCUGGAGGGAUGUCUGCAUUGGAGGAGUUGAUGAAAGAGGAAGAGAAGGCGAAGGAGAGGAGCAAUAGGAAGGAUUAUUGGUUGUGUGAAGGAAUUGUUGUGAAGGUGAUGAGCAAAGCAUUGGCAGAGAAGGGUUACUAUAAACAGAAGGGAGUUGUGCGGAAAGUGAUUGAUAAAUAUGUUGGGGAGAUUGAGAUGUUGGAAAGCAAGCAUAUCUUGAGGGUUGAUCAGCUGGAACUGGAGACUGUGAUUCCACAGAUUGGAGGGCUUGUGAGGAUGGUGAAUGGGGCAUACCGUGGGUCAAUUGCAAAGUUGCUUGGAGUAGAUACAGAGAAUUUCUGUGCUAAGCUGCAGAUUGAGAAGGGUAUCUAUGAUGGGAGAGUGCUUAAGGCAGUCGAGUACGAGGAUAUUUGCAAAAUUGCCCAGUGAGAAGGUUGAUGUUGGUAACACAUAUGUACUUAUAAUUGCGCAAUAUGGUUUUUUGUUUUCAAUAAUUUGAUCUUUAAAACGUAAUUGCUAUCUGGGAUGCUUGAUACUUAUAUCAUUCCGCAUUCUUCCAUGUUGAUGGCUGAUUUACAAAUUGUUUACUUUAGCUCUAGAGUAUUAGAAGUUUGCCUUGUGAAUCUGAGCUUUUUGUCAAUGUCUUCAACUUCAAGAAAUGCAAUGUUAAUCAAGGAUUUUGCAUAUGAAAUCAAAUGUGGUAAUUGAAUCAAGUUUUUGUGUGUA